AUGCCUGAACGAAAGUCUACUAGUAGGCCGACAGUGCUGUUGUUUGAUAUCGGGGGUGUCUGUGUCGUGUCGCCCUUCCAAGCGAUCCUCGACUACGAGAAGGCCUGCGGCAUCCCUCCAGGCUGGGUCAACUACAGCAUCUCCGCCACCAACCCCAACGGUUCCUGGCAGAAGCUUGAGCGCGGCGAGAUUCUGCUUGACGCCGACUUCUUCCGCGAGUUUAAGACCGACCUCAGCAAUGAGUCGCGAUGGCGCACCUACUACGCUCGCUAUUUUGCCGCGACACGCAAAGAGAAGCUGAGCGAUGGGGCAGAGGAAGCAGCAUACAACGUGCCACCAGUGCCGGACAUUGACGCGGAGAAGAUGUAUUGGACAAUGAUGAGCAUGGCGCGGGAGCCGGAUCCCUUCAUGUAUCCGGCAUUGAAGAAGCUGCGCGCUGCUGCGGACAAAAGCAAUGGGCGGCUGAUUAUUGGUGCAUUGAGUAACACAUCCAUCUUCCCGCCUGGGCAUCCAUUCAACGAUGAGACAACACAGGCGGGCAAGACGAACAAGGAGUUGAAAGGUCUGUUUGACAUCUUCGUGUCGUCCGCGCACGUCGGAAUGCGUAAACCGGACGAGGACAUCUACCGAUAUGCGAUCACGAGGCUGCAUGAGUUCGUCAAGCUUAAAUAUGGCGGAGACGGUGUGCGAGUCGAGGACAUAACGUUUCUGGAUGACAUCGGGACGAAUCUUCGUACCGCACGGAAGCUGGGGAUGAACACGAUCAAGGUGCAGCUUGGAAGGGCAGAUAAAGCGGUGCUGGAGCUGGAGAAGAUUACCGGUCUUUCAUUGAGAGAUGAGCAGCGAGCUAAGCUGUGA
Baudoinia panamericana UAMH 10762 is the source of this 858-nucleotide messenger RNA. RefSeq lists its product as uncharacterized. The record is from RefSeq and is a predicted model, not a curated record. The transcript is spliced from 2 exons. NCBI's taxonomy places the organism in Eukaryota, Fungi, Ascomycota, Dothideomycetes, Mycosphaerellales, Teratosphaeriaceae. Bases 1 to 858 code for a protein of 285 amino acids.